Ornithorhynchus anatinus (platypus) is the source of this 6232-nucleotide messenger RNA. It is a transcript of the gene ADAM22, whose product is annotated as ADAM metallopeptidase domain 22. Bases 1 to 2817 code for a protein of 938 amino acids. Gene Ontology annotation, molecular function: metalloendopeptidase activity. The transcript has 32 exons. Gene Ontology annotation, cellular component: postsynaptic density membrane. Lineage: Eukaryota; Metazoa; Chordata; Mammalia; Monotremata; Ornithorhynchidae. Gene Ontology annotation, biological process: proteolysis. The record is from RefSeq and is a predicted model, not a curated record.
AUGAGCUUGGCUACUGAUAAUUUAGUGGGCAUCAAUACAAAUCCGCCCCCGCCCGCAGCCCCGGGAGGAGGCCCGCAGCCGCCGGGGCCGGAGCCCGGGCCGGAGCGGGAGGGGCAGCAGCGGGUGGUCCCGCUCCGCCUGCGGGCCGGGAGGCCGCACGAGGAGCGGGCCCUGCCCCGCCCCGGCCCCGGCCCCGACACCCGCACCCGGGGCUCCCCGCACGGAACGCAGACUAUACAUAUCGACCAGGCCAGCUUCCAAGUAGAUGCUUUUGGAUCUUCCUUUAUUCUCGAUGUGACCUUAAACCAUGAUCUGCUGUCUUCUAAAUACCUGGAGCGACAUAUCGAACACGGAGGAAAGACUGUGGAAGUUAAAGGAGGGGAACACUGCUACUACCAGGGACACAUUCGAGGACAUCCUGAGUCACUUGUGGCAUUGUCUACAUGCCAUGGGCUCCAAGGGAUGUUCUCCGAUGGGAACCACACAUACCUUAUUGAGCCAGAAGAAAAUUCUACCUCUCACGAGGACUUCCACUUCCAUUCAGUUUACAAAUCCAAGCGAUUUGAAUUUCCUUUGGAUGACCUGCCAGCUGAGUUCCAGCAGAUUAACGUCACGUUACCAAAAUUUGUUCUGAAGCCCAGAAACAUAAGGAAAAAAAGGCAGGUUCAUCGGCAUCCCCGGAAUGUGGAGGAAGAAACAAAAUAUGUCGAGCUCAUGAUAGUGAACGAUCAUCUGAUGUUUAAAAAACACCGGCUCUCAGUUGUGCAUACAAACACCUAUGCAAAAUCAGUUGUGAAUAUAGCAGAUUUAAUCUAUAAGGAACAACUCAAGACAAGGAUAGUGUUGGUCGCCAUGGAAACCUGGGCGGCGGACAACAAAUUCACCAUAUCGGAGAAUCCCACGGUGACCUUACGGGAGUUUAUGAAAUACAGAAGGGAUUUCAUCAAAGAGAAAAGUGAUGCGGUUCACCUGUUUUCGGGAAGUCGCUUCGAAAGCAGCCGCAGUGGAGCCGCUUACGUCGGUGGAAUCUGCUCCCUGCUAAAAGGUGGAGGAGUGAACGAAUUUGGAAAAACGGAUUUAAUGGCUGUUACACUGGCGCAGUCAUUAGCUCAUAAUCUUGGUAUUUUCUCAGACAGAAGAAAGAUAGUAAGUGGUGAGUGUGAGUGUGAAGACACCUGGUCUGGUUGCAUAAUGGGAGACAUGGGCUAUUACCUCCCGAAGAGAUUUUCCCAGUGUAAUGUGGACGAGUAUCACAACUUUUUAAAUAAUGGAGGGGGAGCCUGCCUCUUCAAUAAACCAUCUAAGCUCCUCGAUCCCCCAGAAUGUGGCAAUGGCUUCGUGGAAGUCGGAGAAGAGUGUGAUUGUGGUACGCAGGCUGAGUGUGCUAUUGAAGGAGGAGAAUGCUGUCAAAAAUGCACACUGACUCAGGACUCUCAAUGUAGUGAUGGGCUCUGCUGUAACAACUGUAAGUUUCAACCUAAAGGAACCGUGUGUCGGGACGCCGUGAAUGAUUGUGACAUUUCUGAAACCUGCACAGGAAACACCAGCCAGUGUGCUCCAAAUGUUCAUAAAAUGGAUGGAUAUUCAUGCGAUGAUUCUCAGGGCAUUUGCUUUGGAGGAAGGUGUAAAACCAGGGCCAGGCAAUGCAAAUACAUCUGGGGUGAGAAAGUAACUGCUUCUGACAACUACUGCUAUGAGAAACUCAAUAUUGAAGGCACCGAGAAAGGUAACUGUGGCCGAAACAAGGACACUUGGAUACAGUGCAACAAACAGGAUGUGCUUUGUGGUUACCUUCUCUGCACCAAUAUUGGGAAUAUCCCCAGGCUUGGAGAACUGGAUGGUGAAAUCACAUCCUCCUUAGUCGUUCAACAAGGAAGGACGUUGAAUUGCAGCGGUGGACAUGUUAAGCUCGAAGAAGAGACGGACCUGGGCUAUGUGGAAGACGGGACUCCGUGUGGCAAAAAAAUGAUGUGUUUCGAACGCAGAUGUCUCCCUACUGAGUCUUUCAACUUCAGCACCUGCUUGGGGUCUAGAGAAAAUGUCAUUUGUUCAGGACAUGGAGUUUGCAGUAAUGAAAUAAAGUGUGUCUGUACUAAGUUCUGGACGGGAGCCGACUGCAGUAUUUAUUUCCCUUACAAUGAUGGGUCAAAAGAUGAUGUGUUUCAUCCCGGCAAUGGUGUUGCCAGCACAAAUAUCAUAAUAGGGAUAAUAGCAGGCUCCAUUUUAGUGUUGGCACUCAUUAUAGGAAUCACCGCAUGGGGCUACAAGAACUACCGAAAACAGAGACAAAUACCCCAGGGAGAUUUUGUAAAAAAGCCUGGAGAUGCCGACUCUAUUUAUAGCGACAUGGUUCCUGGAGUCAGCACAAACUCAGCAUCUAGUUCUAAGAAGAGAUCAAAUGGACUAUCGCAUUCAUGGAGUGAAAGAAUCCCUGACACCAAAAAUAUUUCUGAAAUCUGUGAGAAUGGACGGCCCAGGAGUAAUUCGUGGCAAGGUAAUGCAGGAGGCAACAGAAAGAAAAGUAAAGGCAAAAGAUUUAGACCCCGGUCUAAUUCUACUGAAAGGGAGCCCCAAGCAUUCGAACCUGGGCCCCCCCUCACCCAGAAAAUCCCAUCCCAAGGCAUAAGCCCAGGGCGUCCUGACGCCCCAGAGGCAGGGAGUCAAGAUCACAGAACAUUAUCUCCUGCCAAGUCUCCUUCUUCAUCUACUGGAUCCAUCGCCUCAAGCAGAAAAUACCCCUAUCCGAUGCCUCCACUUCCCGAUGAAGAAAAAAAGGAGAACAGACAAAGUGCCAAGCUAUGGGAGACGUCCAUCUAAAGCCACUGUUUACACAGCACACACUCGAACUGUUUACGUCAACUUUUAUAGAUGCUCAGCGCCCCUGAGUCACGGUAUGUUACCUGCUCUUCACACACAAUGUUCGCUCUCUCGUCCGGUUUCCUUUUGGAUUUGCUGGGUGUUCAAGGUCAACCCACCACGAGACAACUGAAGCGACACCAGAUACUUUGGGUUAAAUGAACCGGCUGUGACAAAGAUAUUCCUUGAGACCUGCGUACUGAAACUAUCAAAAUUAAACUCCCUGCGCAAAUCUGACAGGUUUAUCCUGAGGAUAACGUCGAUCCGGGAAGAGUGCAUUCAGAACUCAAGCCUCUGAGGUCUGUUCCCACUGAAGUAUGUGCAUGAACCUUCUUUCACUUUAUUUUCCCCAUUUUCAAGGACAAAAUAGUUCAGUAGAUACUAGCAUGCAGGGGUAAGAAAUAUAGGGUUUUUCUGCCGGACUUCAAGCUUUAGGAGACCAAUAGCUAACCCGUACUUUGGAAAGUUCAUUUUACUUUUACAUUCUCGGCACACAAAGGGCAAUGUACACGUGGAAACAUUAGAAAAUCAUGGGAAAGCAAGCAUCACCGUCUCCAUUGGGCCUUUAAAAUUUUAAGCCAAUGACGUUGUAAACCUUGGCUACCGGGACAGUAAAGAAGUUUCUCAGAAAUCACGACUUGACCAGAGUACACAAUGUCCCUUUAAAGUGUGGGUCGGGAAGAUGUGAUUUUUUUUGUUUUUGUCACUGUUCAAGAAAGCAGGUAGCAGAGAUGAGAGUUAAGCAAAACAGACCAAAGAAACACAUCAAUGACAAAUGGCCCCGAGUUGCUUUCACCAACUGUUUCAGGCACUGUCCCGAUAUGUGACUCUGCAGGUGGGUUAGUCAUGUAAGCAGCAGCAGCUGGGCAUUUAUAAAACCCCACGUGAAAACUCUGAUGUUCUGAAUCCUCAUCUUCAAUUCAAGGAAAAAUUCAGAAUUGAAUAGGAAAGAGUAAUGCACCUCAGUCUUGGACUCGUUUUCGAAAAGCAGUGGAUGUAGUGAACUGUUUGGUUUGGGGGUUAUUGCUGGGUACCUUAUGAAUCUUAAUUUCCUCCUUUAGCCAUACUUUUUUUCUGUGUCAAAUGAACAAUCUGGGAUCAUUUUCAAAAUCGCCCUUUUUAAAUUUGUUCCCUCACAGGCAUUUUCUUCCUCCGAGUCUGUUCUAUUUUCAGGAGAAAAUUAAAUGUGCCCUGCUGCUACUUUUCAACCCACACAAUUUCCCGUGAUCUUCAUUCCAUCUGGUGGGUAAAGAUUUAGGAGAAUAAGCAGUGUGAUUUUAAUGCGAUGUAGCUAUCUCUGGGCUGACUGUUAGAACCCUGCCAAAACGUUGUCAAGUUGUCUCAUACAGAGAAGGGGAGACUGAACAUUUGAAAAAAUGGAGCAGGUGACCGAAAUCCCUUCUAUAGGCAGUAAAGAGUCCUUGUGAAUGUUUGAAAGAGAUUCUAGGGGUGAGGAUAGUUUACCGUGGAUUCCUCAAGCUAUUGUACUUUUAGUGCCAGAGGGCUUCAAAGCCAUCAGUUCUAUCUUUCUUUCUCUCCUCCCAUGCCUUUUUGGCAUUUCUAUGAGUUUAAUUUUUUAAAAAAACAAACCACCAACCCACAAACGCCCAGCACAGGACCGGCAGAACAGGGUUGAUUCUGCAACACUAGAAUUCAGCCAGUUGUCGCCAGAGACGAGGUUAAAAUGUUUAAUUGUGAUCUCCAGUGCUUAAUACAGUGCCUGGCAUAUAGUAAGCGCUUAACAAACACCGUAAUUAUUAUUAUGAUCUCCAUGGAAUUUUACAGGGAGCAGCGGGCCUCCCAAACUGCCAAUGGGCUUAGCUCACUCCUUUCAUAACUUCCCGUGACUUAUUCACAUUGGACUUUAUUCCCAGUCUAUCCCAGAGCAUCCAUAUCCUCAGUCGGGCAGUCUGAGAGAGGCUUCUCGCUGCCUAAAUAAUGACUGAUUGGCACACAAGCACUGGUAUUCAAUUCCUCUCUGUUUUCAUCCAGUUUGGAUGGGCUUGGGUCAGUUUUUCUCUCUCUCCCUCUCUUCCUCCCUCAUUCUAUCUCUCCCCCCUCUCUUCUCCCUCUCCCUUUCCUUCUCUGUCCCUCUCCUUCUCUCUCUUCCUCCAUUCCCCUCUCCUUUCAGCACCAUGUCCUGAACAGAAGUAGUCUCCCUUAAAAAGGGCCAACAAUUUCCCACAGUGACCCCCAACUCUUCCUAGACCCUGCUUUUCAGGGUUUUCCACCACUCUGGCCCUGUGACUCAGGCCUGGCAACCCUCUGAGUUUAACUGUCUUUGAGGUGUUAACAGAGUCGUGCUGGGUAGAUCAUACCGGAUUUCAGGUGCUUUAGCAGCAAACGUCUGUCUAUUUAUGAUUUUCCUCAGAGACACUGGGCAAAUCUCCUUUCCCCAAAUACCAACCUCCUUACAUAAAUAUAACCCCCUUCUAUCCCAUCUAAGCCAACUACAACCAUUAGAGAUAUUUACCAAGUUUUAAACUCUAAACCAAGUCUAAAGUUUAAGGUCAGAGUAGAAAUUCUUAAAAAUAGGCUAGCUCUAGACUCGCAAUUCAGGACAGUUAUUCUGAGUUCGUUGAUUCAGUAGAAGUACAAAAAAUCCUGCUCAAAUAGAUCUGUAUAUCACUGCCUGGUUCUGAAUCCUUUUUUUUUUUUGUAAUCCAGCACAGAGUGAAACUUGGUGUCUAUGACCACCCUUUCUAAUGGGAAACUAUUACACACCACACCUACCAUUUUGUACAGGAUUUUUUUUUACAAUGCCUAACUACAAAAAAGGUUUCUUUAUAAAAAAAAAAAAAACAAACUGCACUUUUUUUAACUUUUCCCGAAAUAGAAUCCCAGCCUAUGAUCCUUUCUUUCAGAAACUGGGACUAUUGCAUCAUGAUAGUAAUUAUUCAUUCACCAGUGUAGAUUUGUGCUAGUAUUUUACCGCCACUCGUCCCCAUCUAUAAAUAGUUGAAGCCACCCUAAGGUGAAGUUUUCGUAACAGCAUGGAAAAAUACAUGCUUUUAGUGUGGUCUGGCAAUUAAAUAUCUGUAUAACCCUAGAUAUCCAUCCUAAGACAUCAAGUUUUCUCUGCUACCCAUUCCAGGUUCUUUCUCUUUAAAUUAAAAAAAGUUCUGGUAUACACCAACAUGAAAUAGAGCAUCGCAACUGCUUUUUUGAGAGUAAUUUCUGUUAUAGGAGCUGCUCAAAGUUAUAUGUUCUUCAUCGUAGCUGAACACAAUAUUGCUGCUUUUAAGAGUAAUCUAUAAGAGAUCCUAAAUACUUGCACAAUUUUAUUAGUAUCCACUUCUGAGGCUAAAUAUGACACUAUGGUUUUCUAUGUUACUAUUAUUGUAACAUCAAUAAAGAGACUUUGUGUUUCAUUUGA